Molecule: messenger RNA, 917 nt
Organism: Aspergillus versicolor CBS 583.65
Lineage: Eukaryota; Fungi; Ascomycota; Eurotiomycetes; Eurotiales; Aspergillaceae
Product: putative pre-mRNA branch site protein p14
Exons: 6
Coding region: 264-605 (113 amino acids)
Cellular component (GO): nucleus; ribonucleoprotein complex; cytoplasm
Molecular function (GO): mRNA binding
Source: RefSeq, a predicted model, not a curated record
GGGGUACAAUACUGUAUUCUCCUCUUACCAGAUGAUAUCCAUUGCAUUCGCAUAAUAUAGUCCAUGAGAAGAAUCCAAGGCUCUCCUCCAAAUCUCGCGACCAACUUGACUUGCCUCGAGUGGUUGAAGUUCUCUCGUUCUUCCCCUCUAUUUUCUUCCUCUUUCUCUCCUUUUAUCUGAAAAAUCUCAAACCCCAGCUGGGUUUCGGAUUCAACACUUUUCUAACUGAACAUUUCAUUUUUCUAAUACUUUUUCGCCUGAGGAUGAGCCGAAAGCUCGCCCCCGAAGCCAAUCGGAUUCUCUUUGUCAAGAACCUCAACUACAACGUGACUGCUGAACAACUCUUCGAUCUUUUCGGAAAGUUCGGGCCUAUCCGACAAAUACGACAAGGGAUCGCGAACAACUCGAAAGGCACUGCAUUCGUGGUCUAUGAAGACGUUCACGACGCCAAACAGGCAUGCGAUAAGCUCAAUGGAUUCAACUUUCAGAACAGAUAUCUUGUCGUCCUAUAUCACCAGCCGGAGAAAAUGGCCAAGUCGAAGGAGGAUCUGGCGGAAAGGCAAGAGAAUUUGGAACGUCUCAAACAACAGCAUGGUAUAGAAUGACGUGACGAUUUUCUUUUCAUCGCUUAUUUUACGUGUCCGCUGCGCUCUCUGCAUGGCACGGGGAUGUGCACACUGUCUUUGGUCGGCUGCGGGGUUUACGGCGUUCAAUUUUUGCUUCUCACUCAUAUGGGUUUCCCGGCUCUCGUUCCUGGGUUUUGAGGGCUGGUGGGUAGAAUGACACGCUUCUCUGGCUUUUGCUCCAGGAGAAGGAUGGGGUAUUUUUUCACAGGCUGGAUUGGAAUUAUUAUACCGCCCAGUUACUGCUAUCAAUACAUCACAUCAACUGCCGGCCGUUCUAUGGCUCGGCAAACC